AAAUGAUAAUAAUAAAAAUCAAUCAAAAUUUCAAUUAGUUUAAGCCCUAAUUUGAUUUAACCAAAUGCUGAUCCUCUAAUAACAACUGUAUUGCUAACCAUUUUUUCUACCGUGAAGUGAUUAUUAUAUAAUUAGCAGUACUAAUGUAACCUUCUCCAUAGUCAUGAUGAUUAAUUUAAUCAACCACUCAUUUACAAUGAGGGGAAAUAACUCCCUUAUCACUAAUUUACUAAUAAUUAAUAAGAAAAAAAGAAUGAUUGGUACGUUACACCCAUAUAGGCAAAUGGCCAUAUGUGCCAGAGCAAUAGUUAAAAGAAAAAAUACAUGUAAUUUCUUUUGCCCUUAAUUAAGAUUUUGGAAAAAAAAAAGUGUAAUUAUUAAACUAGAUGAGUGGAGUGGAGGGUUUGAGAGAGAUAUAAUCAUUGUGACUUGUGAAGGAUUAUGUUUCUUGAGGAAGUAGAGAAAGGAGUGCUGCUUCUGAGUUUUGAGUGCCUUAACAAAAGGUGAAAGAUAAAAAGAACAAUUGAUUUACACCCAAUGAAGACUGAAGCUUCUGAAUUGGUAGAGACUCACAUCUGGCUUCCAUGCAAGGAUUACACUACUCAAACUCCUCCAGAUAGUACACUUUUAAGAUUAAAAUAUUGGGAAAAUAAUAAUCACACCCUCUCUCUCUCUCUAUAUCUCAAAUUAUAAUUUUCAAUCUCUGUAGAACAGGAUAGUAAAUAGUAAUGAGUAGUGAGUAAUCUCUUGCAUUGUAACUCUCACAAGCACACACUGUAACCCAUAAAUGAGAAUUAUUCAUGCAUGGCCAGUUAUAUCAUGCGACGGCGCACAGUCUCCCACAAAUUAAAUACUAAAUGUCAUCCUUAGAUUCAUUUAAGAUUCUCAAGUAACUGUGAAUGUCUGCGCGCUUAUAUAUACUCCUCUGCGACUCAUCUUCUUCCUUAUCUCCUUUAAUGCCUCUGCAACAUUUGCCAACGCAAGCAGCUCUUCUCGUUCCAGAAAACCAUAAAUUUUCUCCAUUAUUCUUUCUUUCGCUCCGUGGAAAGAUGGCAAGCCGAACAGGAACUUUUGGGUAUGAAAUGGCUGAACAGGAAACCUUGUUGAACCAACUACCUUCAAUAGAUUUUAUCAGUGGACGGGUGUUUUCCAUGGCGGAUUGGCAUAACGAAGUGGCUAUGCAUGAGAACUUUCUUGAUGCUUGUCCUUCAAUGGAGAGCUUCAGUCCUGAUCCUUUAUAUGCUUCGUUGGAUAUCGAACAAAGCUCCAUUCAAGAAGGUGUCAAUGGUUUUGGUGUAGUGUGGAGUGAGUUGGGCUCUUUAUUAGAGCCGCAGAAGCAGGUUCUUCUUUUAUGCGAUGGUACUAAAGAUUCAUCGAGCAUGAGAGGAUCAAGCGAAGAGAAGAAGGUAAAAAAGCACAGAGAACCAAAGAUUAAUAACAGCACUUCGAAAUCUUUAUCAAGGCAAACAAUAUCCAAAUAUUUCUACAUGCCCAUAACCCAAGCGGCCAAGGAGCUCAACAUGGGAUUGACCCUUCUGAAAAAGAGAUGCAGGGAGUUGGGGAUACGAAGGUGGCCUCAUAGAAAGCUGAUGAGCCUGCAAACCCUGAUAAAAAAUGUACAGGAAAUGAAGAAGGUGGAAGGGAAAGAGAGUGAGGAGAAGCUAAGAGAAGCAAUUGAAAUCCUGGAGAGUGAAAGGAAGAUGCUGGAAGAGAUUCCAGACUUGCAGCUGGAGCACAAAACAAAAAGGCUGAGACAAGCCUGCUUUAAGUCAAAUUACAAGAAGAGAAAGCUCAUGGCAAUGAUGAGUAGACCAUCUUCUUCCAGUGGCGCCAUUGAUUAUUAUGGGCAGAUAAAUGAAGAUGAGGAUGAGGAGAUCAAGUCUCUCUUGGCAGAUCCAGUGUGUCACCCCACUAUGAUGUUCUGAACUCUAGUUUGCAUCAAUCAGUUGCUUGCUUCUUGUUUCCCUUAAUAUUUAUAUGUAGAUAUUUUCUUUAUAUAUGUAUAUCUGAUAGUCCUUUCGUUUUA
Messenger RNA from Manihot esculenta (cassava), 2026 nucleotides. RefSeq names its product protein RKD1. Gene Ontology annotation, molecular function: DNA-binding transcription factor activity. Lineage: Eukaryota; Viridiplantae; Streptophyta; Magnoliopsida; Malpighiales; Euphorbiaceae. The transcript is spliced from 4 exons. The coding region runs from base 900 to 1925 and encodes 341 amino acids. The record is from RefSeq and is a predicted model, not a curated record.